Messenger RNA from Coregonus clupeaformis (lake whitefish), 516 nucleotides. RefSeq names its product rho guanine nucleotide exchange factor 38-like. The record is from RefSeq and is a predicted model, not a curated record. NCBI's taxonomy places the organism in Eukaryota, Metazoa, Chordata, Actinopteri, Salmoniformes, Salmonidae. Gene Ontology annotation, molecular function: guanyl-nucleotide exchange factor activity. The annotation marks the transcript as partial. The transcript has 3 exons. Gene Ontology annotation, biological process: intracellular signal transduction.
UUUCUGCGGCAAUCUCUGCUGGAAACCGGCGGAAUUCCGCUGAAAGCUUUUUUUUUUGCCUCUAGUGUAGUAACAUUACUAUUAACAUUAUGCUUUGUGGCGGUCUUCAGAGGUAAACCCAACCUGCUGGACAUGGGUUCUCUGCUCAUCAAACCGGUCCAGCGGGUCAUGAAGUACCCUCUGCUGCUGGGGGAGCUAUGGCAGGCCACGCCCAGCGACCACCCUGACAACAGGCCCCUCCAGGAGGCCCUGACCGCCGCCAAGAUCAUCAACGUCAACAUCAACGAGUUCAAGAGGAGGAAGGACAUCGUGAUGAAGUACAAGAGGACAGAGGAGGAUGGGGGGACACUGAUGGGUAAACUGAACAAGUUCAGCAUCCACUCUAUCAGGAAGAAGUCUGACAGGCUCACAGGACACCUCAAGAUCCUCACCGGUGUGGAGCCACAGGUGAGAGAUGAGAUAUUUGACAAGGAGGAGAAGCUGUUCAGGAGUCUGGAGAAAGCAGUGAGAAACUAG